CGGCGGGAGGAGGAAGCGACAGAAUCAGGAACUGGACGGAGAGACAGCGGGGGCUGGGGCCGGAGUGGGGGCAGCGCGGCCACCUCCAGGAGCAGCUCCCAGAGCCGGGCAACACCAUGGGCUUCUCCUCUGAAUUAUGUAGCCCUCAGGGGCAUGGAGCACUGCAAAAGUUGCAGGAGGCUGAGCUUCGACUCUUGGAGGGUAUGAGAAAGUGGAUGGCACAGAGAGUAAAAAGUGACCGGGAGUAUGCAGGGUUGCUACACCACAUGGCUGUACAGGAAGGGGGCAGCCAGGUCCGACACCUAGACCAUGUCAGCCAGAUCAGCCAGUCCUGGGCAGAAAUAACUCGUCAGACUGAAAGCCUAAGCCGGCUUCUCCGGCAGCAUGCUGAAGAUCUGAAUUCAGGCCCCCUGAGCAAACUGAGCAUCCUGAUCCGUGAGCGACAGCAGCUUCGGAAAAGCUACAGUGAACAGUGGCAGCAGCUCCAACAAGACCUCACCAAGAUACACAGCCUAGAUAUCGAGAAGCUGAAAAGUCAGUACCGAGUGCUGGCACGCGACAGCGCUCAAGCCAAGCGCAAAUACCAGGAAGCCAGCAAAGACAAGGACCGAGAUAAGGCCAAGGAUAAGUAUGUUCGGAGCCUCUGGAAACUCUACGCGCAUCACAACCGCUAUGUGCUGGGCGUCCGGGCCGCCCAGCUACACCAUCAACACCACCACCAGCUGCUGCUGCCUGGCCUGCUCCAGUCCCUGCAGGACCUGCAUCAGGAGAUGGCCCUAAUCCUGAAAGAGAUCCUACAGGAGUACAUUGAGAUCAGCAGCCUGGUACAGGAUGAAGUGGUGACCAUCCAUCGGGAGAUUGCCGCUGCUGCAGCCUGCAUCAAUCCCUACACUGAGUACGAAGGCUUUCUUCAGCAAUAUGGAUCAUCACCGAACACCCCUCCUUGUGUGACCUUUGAUGACACUUUGUUGGAGGAAGGUGAACAGCUGGAACCUGGAGAGCUGCAGUUGAAUGAGCUGACGAUAGAGAGUGUACAGCACGCCCUAACUUCAGUGAAUGAGGAGCUGACCACGGCCACAGAAAUGGUGAUGAGCAGGCAACAGGUUGUCACCCAGAUGCAGAGGGAGAUUCAGAGGGAAGAAGAAAGCAUUCACCCAAGGGAGAGAGUACAGCUCCUUGGGAAGCGCCAGGCCUUACAGGAGGCACUGCAGGACCUCCAGAUGGCCUUAUGCAGCCAAGCUAAACUGAAAGCCCAGCAGGACCUGCUGCAGAGCAAGUUGGAGCAGCUGGGCCCUGGGGAGCCACCCCCUGUCCUCGUGCUCCAGGAUGACCAGCAGUCUACCUCCUCCACAGAGCAGGAGCGUGAGGGCGGAAGGACACCCACCUUGGAAAUUCUGAAGAACCAUAUCUCAGGAAUCUUCCGCCCUAAGUUCUCACUCCCUCCACCACUGCAGCUCAUCCCAGAUAUACAGAAGCCUCUGCAGGAUCAGGUGUGGUAUCAUGGUGCCAUCCCACGAACAGAGGUGCAAGAGUUACUAGUGAAUUCUGGGGAUUUUCUCGUGCGAGAAAGCCAAGGAAAACAAGAAUACGUGCUAUCCGUGAUGUGGGAUGGGCAGCCUCGGCAUUUUAUCAUCCAGUCUUCAGAUAACCUGUACCGGCUAGAAGGGGAUGGAUUCCCCAGCAUCCCUUUGCUCAUUGACCACUUACUCCGAUCCCAGCAGCCCCUCACCAAAAAAAGUGGCAUCAGUCUGAACAAGGCAAUCUCCAAGGACAAGUGGGCCCUGAACCAUGAAGACCUGGUGCUAGGUGAAAGAAUUGGACGGGGGAACUUUGGAGAGGUGUUCAGCGGCCGUCUCCGGGCUGACAACACUCUGGUGGCAGUGAAGUCCUGUCGGGAAACUCUCCCACCUGAUCUCAAGGCCAAAUUUCUGCAGGAAGCAAGAAUUUUGAAGCAGUACAGCCACCCCAACAUUGUGCGACUCAUUGGCGUCUGUACCCAGAAACAGCCUAUCUACAUUGUCAUGGAGCUGGUGCAAGGUGGGGACUUCCUGACUUUUCUUCGGACAGAGGGUGCCCGGCUUCGGGUUAAGUUGUUGCUGCAGAUGGUGGGAGAUGCAGCUGCCGGCAUGGAGUACCUGGAGAGCAAGCACUGCAUCCAUCGGGAUUUGGCUGCUCGGAAUUGCUUGGUGACAGAGAAGAAUGUGCUGAAGAUCAGUGAUUUCGGAAUGUCUAGAGAGGGGGCUGAUGGUAUCUAUGCAGCCUCAGGGGGUCUCAGGCAGGUCCCUGUCAAAUGGACUGCACCUGAAGCUCUUAACUAUGGGCGCUACUCCUCUGAGAGUGACGUGUGGAGCUUUGGAAUCUUGCUCUGGGAGACCUUCAGCCUGGGAGCAUCUCCCUACUCCAACCUCAGCAACCAGCAGACUCGGGAGCUUGUAGAAAAGGGGGGGCGCCUGCCCUGCCCAGACCUGUGCCCAGAUGCUGUGUUCCGGUUAAUGGAGCAGUGUUGGGCCUAUGAUCCAAGCCAGCGACCCAGUUUCAGUGCCAUCUACCAGGAGCUACAGGGGAUCCGAAAACGGCAUAGGUGAUGCCAAGAACAGGAACUCUCAUUUCUGCCUCUCUGCCCCUAUCCCCGAGGACAAUACCCUAAUUGGGGGAGCAUGAUCCUCCUCCUUAGCCUCAGCUUUUUCAAAGCCCCAGGGCUGGGGAGCCUGGCAGAUGCCAGCAGGAACCCUGAAUCUGCCUGGUUGGAGCCAACCAUUCCCCCCAGGCCCAUAGUUCUCACUGCCAAAAUCAGUGCAGGGACAUGUUUCUGCAUUGGGUCUGUUCUGUACCCUCACGUGCUCCUAGGGUGCAAGCUGCUUCCUUCUGUGAGAAAUAAUAAAGCUACUUAUCCUUAUUCUGGA
Molecule: messenger RNA, 2903 nt
Organism: Vombatus ursinus (common wombat)
Lineage: Eukaryota; Metazoa; Chordata; Mammalia; Diprotodontia; Vombatidae
Gene: FES
Product: FES proto-oncogene, tyrosine kinase
Exons: 19
Coding region: 117-2585 (822 amino acids)
Biological process (GO): cell adhesion; chemotaxis; peptidyl-tyrosine phosphorylation
Molecular function (GO): non-membrane spanning protein tyrosine kinase activity; ATP binding
Source: RefSeq, a predicted model, not a curated record